AUGGCAGUAAAGGGAUUGGGCGAACUCGAUCAGCAAUACGACGGCUCUAAGCUUCGCGUGGGCAUCUUGCACGCUCGCUGGAACAAGAAGAUCAUCGACGCUCUCGUCCAGGGUGCCGUCGACCGUCUCAAGCAAUUGGGGGUUAAGGAAGAAAACAUCGUCGUGGAACUGGUGCCGGGGUCGUUUGAGUUGCCCUACGGUACCAAGUUGUUUAAGGAACAGCAGCAACGCAAGGGCACCCCGUUGGACGCGGUGAUCCCCAUCGGCGUGUUGAUCAAGGGCUCCACCAUGCACUUUGAGUACAUCUGCGACUCCACCACCCACCAGUUGAUGAAGCUCAACUUCGAGUUGGACAUCCCCGUCAUUUUCGGCGUGUUGACGUGCUUGACUGAGGAGCAAGCCGAGGCCCGGGCUGGGUUGAUCGAAGGCAAGAUGCACAACCACGGGGAGGACUGGGGUGCCGCCGCCGUGGAAAUGGCCACUAAAUUCAAGUAG
Messenger RNA from Diutina rugosa, 495 nucleotides. It is a transcript of the gene RIB4, whose product is annotated as lumazine synthase. Gene Ontology annotation, cellular component: intracellular anatomical structure; riboflavin synthase complex; mitochondrial intermembrane space. The record is from RefSeq and is a predicted model, not a curated record. The coding region runs from base 1 to 495 and encodes 164 amino acids. Lineage: Eukaryota; Fungi; Ascomycota; Pichiomycetes; Serinales; Debaryomycetaceae. The transcript has a single exon. Gene Ontology annotation, biological process: riboflavin biosynthetic process. Gene Ontology annotation, molecular function: 6,7-dimethyl-8-ribityllumazine synthase activity.